GCGGAACUGUUCUCUUAGUUCUCUUUACGUCAUUUCCGGAGUAACGCCCGACUCCAUUUUACACGAAAACAGUCUUUGGGGAAGAUAAAUUGAUCGGGUCGACAAAGUGCACCCAGUUGCCUCUGCCACAUUCAUCUUAUUGAAGGUACCAAUUCUAUGUCACUGAGUGCAGAAACAGCCUGGAGAGGAAUAUGAAGGAAACAUUUACAGUUUGCCACCUGUCAUGAAUCAGUUCUGAUGAGGGAAAGCAUACCUGGCCUUGUGCAGGAACCUUUGCUGUGGUCGAUAAUCCCAUCUCAAAGAUUAAAGCUGCUUUAGUAUGAAACAUGGACCAGGGUACAGUUGACAUCCCCGUUACUCUUGUCAUCAAGGCACCCAACCAGAAAUAUGAUGACCAGACCAUCAAUUGUUUUUUGAACUGGACUGUAGAGAAAUUGAAAAAACACAUCUCCAAAGUUUAUCCUAGCAAGCCGUCAUCUAAGGACCAGAGACUUGUCUAUUCUGGACGGCUUCUCCAGGAUCACUUCCAGUUAAGAGAUGUGCUAAGAAAGCAAGAUGAAUACCACAUGGUCCACCUCGUGUGUGCUUCUCGAACCCCACCUUCAUCUCCCACUCCCAGGAGCCCUGUGACCCCCACUAAUUCGAGAUCUUCAAUUUCAGACAGUGCUGGUGCGUCAUCUUCAGCAUCAACUCCCAGUCAAGAUGGCCCAGCUAGCUCAGGAGGCCCUGACGGUCUCCGGCACCGAGGGAACCCAGCAAACACGCUUGGUUUAAAUCCGGCCCCUCCUGGUGUCAUGCAGAGGCCUGAAGGAAUUCCUCUUCCCAUGCAAGGCGGUGCCCCUGCUGGCUUUCCUGUCCACCCGAUGUACAUGCCAAUGCAAAUGUUUUGGUGGCAGCAGAUGUAUGCUCGCCAUUAUUAUGUGCAAUAUCAAGCAGCCAUGGCAGCGUCCCAGGCCUCCAGCACGGCCCCGCUUUCUGCUUCCAGCGCGGGCCCCCCGACUCAACCAGCUCAGCCUAACCAACCUGCAGCCCCUAUGGGGCCAAAUCCUGCCGCUGAGGAUCGCCCUGGCAACCCCAACAUCCAGCUGAACGCACAGGGAGGAGCCAUGUUGAACGAUGACGAGUUAAACCGGGACUGGCUGGACUGGAUGUACACAGUGUCACGUGCCGCCAUCCUGCUCAGCAUCGUAUACUUCUAUUCCUCUUUCGGCCGCUUUGUCAUGGUGAUCGGUGCCAUGCUGCUGGUUUAUCUGCACCAGGCAGGAUGGUUUCCCUUUAGAGCAGAGCAAGAGAAUCCAAGGGCUGGAGAAGGUCCACAAGAAGAGGCGGAUCAAAAUCAUGAUAUGCAGGAGAUGGAACGAAUGAUGGACGAGGGGAUGGAAGACGAUGAGGGGGACAGUGGAGAGGAAGGUCCGGAAGAUCCCAUAAACGGUGGGCCGCAUCAGCCGGGCUUCCUGUCGGCAGCAUGGUCUUUCAUCAGCACUUUCUUCACCUCUCUCAUCCCUGAGGGACCUCAACGUGCUGCUAACUGAACUCAGACCUCUCCACAUAGUUGUUGCACAUUUGAGAAAGCAAAAACAAAAAUAGACAAUAGACUGCAGAAAAAAAAUGAUAAUAAAAAGUACGUAAUGAUCUGCCAUGUUUUGGCAAGUCUUCAAUGCUGCUUCAGUGGUAUUAAAAUUUCCCCCACAUGCCAUUGCCUAAUGCUUUUCUUCCCGUCUUUUAAGACGGGUUGAGAUUUCAUGGAUGUGCAGUCCAUGUUGUUACGGAAGACUUUUGUUUCUGAUCUGAUCAAAGAACACUCGAGACCAUAAGACCUGGUGAACCAUGGAUUUACUUAGUUCAAAACAAUUUCUUCUCCUCCUUGUGUGUAAAUAAAUAGUAAAUAUUUACAGAUAUGAAUAUAUGCAUCUCAUUGAAACAAGGUGUGUUUUUGAAUAAAAUCAGGUUUUGGUUC
Molecule: messenger RNA, 1957 nt
Organism: Triplophysa dalaica
Lineage: Eukaryota; Metazoa; Chordata; Actinopteri; Cypriniformes; Nemacheilidae
Gene: herpud2
Product: HERPUD family member 2
Exons: 9
Coding region: 327-1532 (401 amino acids)
Biological process (GO): endoplasmic reticulum unfolded protein response
Molecular function (GO): protein binding
Source: RefSeq, a predicted model, not a curated record